GUUGUAUCGAGGGGCCGCGGGCCCUUUAAGGAGGGGGCGGGCCCUGGCUGCCAGCCCCUCAUUGGACACUUCCUGCCGACGUUGCCUGAAAGUGACACAUUGUCGGAGGGAGAGGGCAAUCCCGAAACGGAGCGGCGUCCCGUCUCGGAGCAGGAUCGCUACAAGUUUCCCUGUAUCUCGGAACAGACGCUGAGAGACUUCAGUGCCAGGAGGCUCAACAUCGAAACGAUCUCUGCUCUGUCCACCCACUCUGCAAGGACGACUUGUCAAAAGAAUAUACUGAUUGACUGUGGGUCAUCGCAGAUUAUAAAAGCCAACGUCUCUGGUGUGAGCAUCACAACAUGUGGCUGCUGUUGCUGCUGGGUGUCCCGCUGUCAGUCACCACCGCAGAGGGAAAUGUGACCAUUCUACCCACAGCCUUUCUCCAUGACCUACUGCAACGCUAUGGAGACAAUGAGGUCCUUGUGUUACACCAGCUGAAGGCUCUUCUCAACCGGCUGGAUGUUGGUGUAGGGAGUGCCAAUGUACCAACCGGACACAGCACUGCCAACCUCUCCAAGUGCUUCUCGUCGUCACAGCUUUUUGCAAUUCACAAUCUCAACAACAACAGCAGGAUAGACAGUGCCACCUUCAAACACAUCUGUCCGACAAUCCUUCAGCAGCUGGAAAGUGGAGCUUGUGCUGCAGAAAAGCAGGAGAAUGAGGAGGAUGAGGCUGCAGUGCUCUUAAAGCCCACACCUUCUGAAGUCUGGGGCUAUGGUUUCUUGUGUGUGACAGUCAUAUCUCUCUGCUCUCUGAUCGGGGCCAGUGUGGUGCCAUUCAUGAGGAAAACCUUUUACAAGCGACUGCUGCUGUACUUCAUUGCCCUGGCGAUUGGCACUCUCUACUCUAACGCCCUCUUUCAGCUCAUUCCAGAGGCGUUUGGAUUUGACCCAAAGGAGGCCGAUUAUGUGUCGAAAUCGGCAGUGGUCUUCGGGGGAUUCUAUCUCUUUUUCUUCACAGAGAAGAUCCUGAAGAUGUUGCUGAAACCCAAAGAGAAGGGGAAAGAUCAUCUUAAUCACACACACUACCGAGUUCAGCAAUAUGCCAGCAGGAGUGAUCAGGAGGAUGGAGUGAUGGAAAAACUCCAGAAUGGAGAUCUGAGUCACGCAUUGUCCAGUCACAGUGAAGAUGGCGAGCACAGGAUUUUGUCUACAGAUUCCACAGAGGGAGAGCCAGCAAUCACCAGGGCCUUGUCAGUGCAGGAUCUGCAGCAGACAUCUGGAGGGCCCUGUUACUGGCUCAAGGGGAAUCGUUACUCUGAUAUUGCUACUCUGGCCUGGAUGAUCACACUCAGUGAUGGACUGCACAACUUCAUCGAUGGCCUUGCCAUUGGUGCUUCCUUCACUGUCUCUGUCUUCCAGGGAAUCAGUACCUCGGUGGCUAUCCUCUGUGAAGAAUUUCCUCACGAGCUUGGUGACUUUGUGAUUCUGCUCAAUGCUGGCAUGAGCCUCCAACAAGCUCUCUUCUUUAACUUCCUGUCAGCCUGCUGUUGCUACCUUGGCCUGGUCUUCGGCAUCCUUGCUGGCAGCCACUUUUCUGCUAACUGGAUCUUUGCUCUGGCUGGUGGGAUGUUUCUCUACAUCGCUCUGGCAGACAUGUUCCCAGAGAUGAAUGAGGUGAGCAAAGGAGAGGAUGGAGAGGAGUCAACCUCACUGUUGGUGUUUGCAAUCCAAAACGCCGGCCUGCUCACUGGGUUUACCAUCAUGUUGCUGCUCACCAUGUACUCGGGCUCAAUCCAAAUUGGUUAGGUCUUGGCCGACCCUAGGACACGAUGGACAUCUAAAGCCAUGGCAGCUUGGAGGGGAGGCAGGAAACUUUCUCAGCACAGACACCAUCACAAACCAAGGAGCUGCUCAAUAGCUGGCCAAGGUUUUGAUUAUCACAACAAAGGCAGCCUCUCUUUUGAAAACCUGCUCUUUGCAAAAGGCAAUCUCCUCAGGCUCAUUAGCAACAAAUUCAUUCUAGUUCACUCAGUCCAAGAACUUACUGCCCUGUAGGGUGUAGGAGACCACAUUUUCCCCUCCAGUAUUAAGUGGCAUUGUCUCAAUUGGCCAUCAGUCUUAUGCCUUCCGGGUCAAGGUGAGUUAACAGAAAUGAUCUUGACAUGGAAAAAGCACAUUGAAGAUGAUGAGAGAGGGAAUUAACUUGCUGCUAGACUUGACCACAAGCCUCUCAUCAGAGCUGGGCGUCCUAUUCAGAACAGUACGUCACAUUUUAACCAAGCCUACCUUGUCGCUCUAGGAUCUCUAACAAUACCAGUCAGACAAUGUCUAGUCAGAGAGGACACUCGGGUCACGCAACAAGGAAAUCGCAGCUUCUCACAGUCAGAUCAUCAGAGCCACAGGAGAACCCAGGACAGGCCCAGUUUUCAUUCCCAUACAUCUCUUCCCCUUGUUCCUCAUGACCCUUUGACAAUCAUGGUGCUGGUUCAACUGGUAUUUCUGAGAGAAGGUCUGCCAUGUCUCCUAUCCUUUUGCACACAGGUAGAGAGGGAUGGUGUUUGACUGGAGACCGGAAGUCUUAAGUAUAGCUGAAAAAGAGAUCUGCAGCUAAAACUUUUCAUCUUGGCAUUCAUCAGGAUAGAAUGUUGAAUUUUCAUGGGAACAAGAAGUUACACUCUCUAUGAGAAGGUGGUGUUGGUUUGUUGGCAAGUGGAUGCUGAUUGGUUAAGGUGUUGACAUAGGGAUUGGGGAACAGGUAACGACUGAACUUUUCUCCACGUGAAAAGGAUGUAAUUCCUGCUCAUGUUCUUCCAGCUGGUGAAUUCCAGAGUCCUGCUCAUGAACAUCAGGAAGUAAACCUCAGUGCUAGCCCGACUGGCAACCGUGAGUUGGUGACAAUAGUCAUUCUUGGCACACACUGAAUUGUUCAGCAAGCCCUGACCCAGCAUGAAACUCCAUCUGAUGUUGGACACGACGUUCUGAGGUCUGCAAAAACUCGGGCACAAUUGUUCCCGCUGCAUUCCCUGUGGAGACACCUUCACCAAUCACUCUCCAGCCUUUCCUUAUGCAGUGUUAAUUGUUGUUCCCUUUCCAAUUGGCAUUCUUGUUGUGUCCUGACAGAUACAAGGCAAGAAGCUUUCUCUGCACAUCUCAUUCUCACAAUACUCAAGUUAUGAACUACUCAGAGAAUGCCAAAUAUUGUUUUGGUGGAUCAGUGAGGGGACUUAGGGAGGAGUGAACUGAGGCCUCUUUCCAUAUGCCUGCUCUUGUUUCUCAUUCGGUUCGUGGAGAUUGAGGUCCCAGCCCUGGACUCAGCACCUCCAUAGUCUGUGUUUUCCAAAGAGAUACUACCAGCUCUGCAUAUGUGGAGCUUGUUAAAAUCUUCUUGUGCACAUUCUUGCUCUCGCUGUCACUCUUGCUCCCUGCCCACCCCCUCCCACACCCACACACCAGCAUGAGCUGGUCAAUGGACAGUCCAAAGACCAAGAGGAGUCAUUGCCCAGGAAUGAGCAGAUGGUGCACUGAGGUGAGCCCUUGCCCCUGAAGUGGGUGACAGUGGAGGGGAAGAGGAGGCUGUUGUUGAACAGAAUCCUGUUCUUCUUUGAACACACUUCCUUUGAAAACCCCGUGUCCAUCUUUCUAAAGCUGCCCAGGAAACUCGCUCACACUUUGUGCCUCAGGGAGGUGCGCCCUUGUUACCACUGGUAAUUUUAGUGUCAUAAUUGCAGACAGAGUUCUCCAAAAGCUGGAAUAAUUUCUAAUGGAGUGAAAACUUUCAGGUUAAUUCCAAGCACAGUCUGAUCCCAGACCUGACUCCCUCCUCUAGACCCUGACCUCACUCAUCUCAAAGCCUAAUGUCAAACUUCUGUAAUAAAGGCAGUGAAAUGAGUGAGGAAAAUCUCUGUAGCUUUUAGGCAGACUCAUUCUCCUCACUGGGUGAUGGAAUGGAGCAACGGCUCUUCCUGAUUCAAACCUGUCCUGAGAUAGCCCGUCAACUGUAAUGUGGUUCUGGUUACUACUAGCUCAACAGCAGCACCUUUUUCUUCCCUAAAUGUCUGAAUUUCAAACAAUGAUACUGAAGUGGAAUCAUCAGGAUAUCUGUGUUCCCCCCCACCCCCCCUGUGAAUGUGUUGUAUCCAGUCAGGAGGUACAAUCGCAGUGUGCUCGAAACAGGCAGUGGAACCAUCCGGAGGCUGGGGUGAAAGGUAAUAGGUGACCAAAGGACUUGAUGUUACGUAGCAAUGAACCAUUCAAUAAGAUCAACCUGCUCAAAAUGAAAAUAUGUCUGGCCCUGUGUUCUCCUCACUUUGUUUAGGAGCCAUUUUAUGUAAUCUGAAAAUGUCUGAGCUUAAUGACAGAAAACUGUACAACCUCGCAAUGAGAAUGGAACCAAAUAUCCAGGUCUAACCCUCCUGUUCAGACAGAACCAACGCAGAUUGCUGCUUGUGUGCUCUUUUCCUGUCAGAUCAGCAGGAUCACUCUUGGAGCAUGUAGAAAAUUGUUUUCAAAUAGAACAUUAUCUCUUUGCUCAAGUCGCUAUAAUGGAGAGUGUGGGAUUCAAAUCCAGCUCAUCAUCGUAGAAUGUAUUCUGUCUUCAGUAUUUUGAUAGCACCCCUUCCUGAGAAAGGUAACCGUGAGACAAGGAAGUAAUUGCACCUUGCACCAGGUGUGGUGUCAUGAACACCCAGGACAUCUAUCCCUCAACAGCCUGAGGGGUGGUCAGUCAGGAAAGCUGCUGUACUGGGUUAUGACCGUUCAGGAGGUCGCAUUCUCAUGGAGAUGUGCAGAUUGACAGUUAGCAGCAGGAUCCUCUGGCCAUUCUGGAAGGACCCCUGGAUUGAAAAGGUCUUUGCCAGAUCAAAGGCCCUGUCACAGAUGGGGGAUCAUGUUCUGGGAUCUGGCUACAGAGAUGAUGUUACAUGAUGUACAGCGCGUUCCCAGCAACUCAAUACCAAAAUGAUAGGCUCACUUUACUGACCCCAUGGAACAGCUUGUAAAUUAUUCACUGUACUGUACACUCAGGACUUGGAGGUUUGAAAUAAACUGAGUCGAUUGGUUGACUUGAAAUCAGAA
Molecule: messenger RNA, 5057 nt
Organism: Hemiscyllium ocellatum (epaulette shark)
Lineage: Eukaryota; Metazoa; Chordata; Chondrichthyes; Orectolobiformes; Hemiscylliidae
Gene: slc39a14
Product: solute carrier family 39 member 14
Exons: 10
Coding region: 342-1790 (482 amino acids)
Biological process (GO): zinc ion import across plasma membrane; intracellular zinc ion homeostasis
Cellular component (GO): membrane
Molecular function (GO): zinc ion transmembrane transporter activity
Source: RefSeq, a predicted model, not a curated record